Messenger RNA from Botrytis sinoallii, 2082 nucleotides. RefSeq lists its product as uncharacterized. The record is from RefSeq and is a predicted model, not a curated record. Gene Ontology annotation, molecular function: ATP binding; ATP-dependent protein folding chaperone. Lineage: Eukaryota; Fungi; Ascomycota; Leotiomycetes; Helotiales; Sclerotiniaceae. The coding region runs from base 1 to 2082 and encodes 693 amino acids. The transcript is spliced from 8 exons.
AUGUUCUCACCACGUGCGCCGGAGGCUCCCAAUCGCCCAAAACAAGAGCCCCGUGAAUCAAAUUUCUUUGCAACAGAAGACAAUAUGACUGCCAUCGACGGCGGCUCGCCAAUGGAGAUCGAUAGUAGAAACGAAAAUGAAGUUGACCGUCUGAUCAUUUCAACUGAUUUCGGAACGACAUUUAGUUGUGUGGCUUUUGCCAGCAGCAAAGGUGACAUCGGCAUCGUGAGGGGAUACGCCACUGAUCCAAUGUCGAUUCAAAAGAAGCCUCGAUUUGACGUGCCGACUGAGAGUUGGUAUCCGACCAAAGCCAAGCUGGAAGAACUGAUGAUAGAGAGAAAUGCAGACAUCGAUGAGCCGAUGCUGAGAUUUGACGACGAAGGUGAUUCAGAUGAUGAUGAUCUCAAUGAUGCUCAAGCACAAUCUGGUUUAAGGCCGAAUUUCAUGUAUUGGGGUUACGAGGUGCAAGACAAACUGAGCGAGCCUGAUUUGGAUAAGAAGCAAUACAAUUGUAUCUCGCGGUCGAAACUGUUGUUGGACACCAGUUAUGAAACUGAGAAUAUCCGCAAGGAAUUGAAACCAGUCUUGAAGAAACUCAAAGCUAAAAAGUCCAUCAAAGCCAACGAGGAUGUUAUUGCCCAAUACCUCGAACAGCUCUUCUUGCACGCGAAGAAAUACCUAAAAGAAAUCCGGAGACUCAAAGAUACAACAAUCGUGGAACAUGUUUUAUGCGUACCUGUAAUCUGGUCGCCCAGUGCAUGCAGAAAAAUGCAAAGCGCCAUGGAAAUUGCUAUCCAGCAAUCAGAACUUGGUAGCAUUAACAACCUGUUUCUUGUGUCGGAACCUGAAGCAGCAGCAGCUUAUGUGCUUAAAUACAGCAAAAGCAUUUCUACAGGAGAAACUUUUAUACUUUUAGACGCCGGUGGAGGAACAGUUGAUGCUACCACAUACACUGUUGGUGAUAAGGAGCCACUUGAACUAAAAAGAGAAGAGGUAGCUGCACAAGGCGGACUUUACGGCUCCAGCUACCUGAACGAAGCAUUUAAAGAAUAUCUAUUUGGUCGCCUGGAGAGUGAAAAGUCUGACUUAGAGACCGAUGGGAGAACUAUUGAAGGAAUUGUUGACCAGCAAACAAUUAAAUUCGAAAACUCAUUGAAGAGAAUAAUGGAUGUGACAGAUAGGAAUAUGGCAACGAUUUCUCUCCACAUACAAGGCCUUCGCGAAAAUCCAGAAAAGGGCUUUGCAGACAAUCGCAUUAAAAUUAAGAGAAACGAUUUCUGGAGAAUGUUUGAGAGAUGCCUCCGAGGCAAUAUGGAGUUAAUGCUCGAUCAGAUUAAGCUGUCGAGAGAGGCUGGACUCACUAUAAAGAAAGUUGUGUUAAUUGGAGGAUUUUCUAACAAUCCAUCUCUCAGAAAGACAUUGGAAAGACGACUAAGAAAACUCCAAAGAGACGAGGGUAUUACCAUCAGACUGGAAACCGUAAAUGAUCCGGAAUACCUAGAAACUGCGAUGGCCAGCGGCGGAAUCUUGCGGGCGCUCGAUAAGGAAAACGAUGGGCUAGAGAGAAUCAGCUUAUGCAGCUACGGAUUCUUCUUGCAGGAAGAACACGAUCCGAUAGGUAUCCCGGCACAUAAAAAGGUUAAACCAAUGACCGAUUCAAGUGACGGUGUACCAUAUUUGGAGGUGAUGGAUUGGGGAGAAAUUAUCCCGGCCGCCAAAAAAUAUCGUAUGGACGUACAUUUCAUCUUUCCCGCAACACGAAAGACCUUUAUCUAUGAACAAGAAUUAUAUGUCUCGGACACUAGCACUGAGCAACAUUACAAAUUCACACAUCCUAAGAACAGAGGAGCUCAAAUAGUCGGAACGGUUCAUUUGGACUUCGGCGAAUUGAUCAGAUCUGGAGCUAUCCAGGAGACAAUAGAGCAGGACGGUCUCAAACUAUCGAGGUAUUAUAGAGUUGAUUUCGAGCUUGUGAUGAAAAUAAAGGGCCGAAAUUUGGAGAUAAAAGGUUGCAUUGGGGGAGAAUCAUUUGGUGGUCAGGAAGUCAGCAUUGCAGCAGCCUUCGUCCCUGGUACAAAGUAG